AUAUAUAUAUAUAUAUAUAUAUAUAUAUAUAUAUAUAUAUUGUUUCUAGUUGCUAAGUGGACUGAACGUUUGGUUACAGCGAGAAUGGCGGAGGUGAGAGGUGGGAACACGUGGACGGAGGACCUUGCGAGUCUGGUGGAGGACACCGGGAUAAGAUAUGCUGCUGCGACUACCGCCGGGGAAUCUAUUGGGUUUUCGGCGCCCGCAUUUAAGAAAUCGGGAUUUGUCGGAGAUUACGGCGGCGAGGAGGAAGCGAAAACGGAGAGCUUCAAGGAGCAGGUGACGGGGUUUUUGAAAUCAUGGGGGGAAAUGCUGCUGGAUUUAGGGAAAGGGUGCAAGGAUAUUGUGGAGCAGAGUUUGAUCACUGAGGAUUCCUUUAUAGUGCGAAAAGUUGGAAAGCCAAUGGCUAAGGUGUCAGACCGAUUCAAGAUUUUGAAUGAGUUCUUGCCUGAGGAUCGCGACCCAGCCCAUGCCUGGCCGGUGAUUUUCUUCGUUUUUAUACUCGCGCUUGCUGUGCUGAGUGUAAAUACCACACAUGAUACCUCAGUCCCAGCAGUAAAAAGAGUGCGUAUACAUCCUCCUAGUGCUAGUCGCAUUCUGCUUCCAGAUGGUAGACACAUGGCUUAUCAUGAAAAUGGUGUCCCUGCCUACAGAGCAAGAUUUUCCAUGAUUGCUCCACAUUCUUUUCUGUCUUCUCGACUUGCAGGUAUACCUGGAGUUAAAACAUCACUACUCGAAGAGUUUGGUGUUCGCUUGGUCACAUAUGACCUUCCUGGUUUUGGAGAGAGUGAUCCUUAUCCUGGCAGAAAUCUUAAUUCAUCAGCCCUUGAUAUGCUCCACCUAGCAAAUGCUAUUGGUAUUAAUAACAAGUUUUGGGUGCUGGGUUACUCAAGCGGAAGCAUGCAUGCUUGGGCCGCACUCAAAUACAUUCCUGAUAGAAUUGCUGGUGCUGCGAUGAUUGCGCCAAUGAUUAAUCCAUAUGAGCUGGGUAUGACAAAAGAAGAGAUGAGAAGAACAUGGGAACAAUGGCCGUCGAAGAGGAAAUUAAUGUACUUCUUAGCUCGGAAAUUUCCAAAAUUUCUCUCUUAUUUUUAUCACCAAAGCUUCCUAUCUGGUUUUCAUGGUCAAAUUGAUAAGUGGAUGUCUCUGUCACUGGGAAGGAAGGAUGAACUUCUGAUCGAGGAUCCAGCAUUUAAAGAAUUUUGGCAUAGGGAUGUGGAGGAGUCAAUCCGCCAAGGGAUUGCAAAACCAUUCAUUGAGGAAGCUGUACUACAGGUGUCAAACUGGGGUUUCAGCUUGGCAGAUCUGCAUGUGCAGAGGAAGUGUCAGAAGAAAGGCAUUCUCCUUUGGCUUAGAUCCAUGUACAGUCAGGCAGAAUGUGAAUUGGCUGGAUUUCUUGGUCCAAUUCACUUAUGGCAGGGGAUGGAUGACCAAUUAGCGCCACCAUCAAUGACUGACUACAUAAGCCGGGUUCUACCAGGUGUAUUCUUGCAUAAGCUUCCAAAUGAAGGCCACUUUUCCUUUUUCUUUUUCUGUGAUGAAUGCCAUAGGCAGAUAUUCUCAGCUCUUUUUGGAGGUGCGCUAGGUCCGCUUGACAAGAUGGUGAAAAUGAAUGAAACUUCAUUUGAAGGAGAAAUGGACGAUGUAUCAUCCUUGGCGGAUUCUGCUACAGGAGAUAUGUGACUGUAGAUAUACUCUUUUUUUUUUUUGGCCAAUUCCUGAUGUAAAUAGUACCAUAGCCACAGGCUGCUCCUGAGUAUAAGAUGAAAUUCUGAGGUAUUAUUCUGCUUCAAAAUUUUUGGAGGAUAGGUACAUUUUGAGGAAAGCAGUUGAAAGCAAAAAUUUCAAUGAAGGUUCUCCAUUUCUUGA
Molecule: messenger RNA, 1869 nt
Organism: Hevea brasiliensis (rubber tree)
Lineage: Eukaryota; Viridiplantae; Streptophyta; Magnoliopsida; Malpighiales; Euphorbiaceae
Exons: 6
Coding region: 85-1683 (532 amino acids)
Source: RefSeq, a predicted model, not a curated record